Molecule: messenger RNA, 1068 nt
Organism: Cadophora gregata
Lineage: Eukaryota; Fungi; Ascomycota; Leotiomycetes; Helotiales; Ploettnerulaceae
Exons: 6
Coding region: 1-1068 (355 amino acids)
Source: RefSeq, a predicted model, not a curated record
AUGCAAAUACCAAGAUCAAAUCGUGAGGUCCAAAAAGAAUUAUGUCGCAGCAUUCCGAUCGAAUCUCGUAGUUCGGAGAUAAUACUUCUUGUAGCAAUCUUUUCCGGCGUCACAUUCCCAACCGCUGGGCUCAAAUUCUACACGCGGUGGUCCACAAGCCAGAGGCUUGACUGGGAUGAUUACGCUGCACUGAUAGCUACGGUCUUUAUGGCAGCCCUUGCAGCUCUUGAAAUAGCAAGUGCCAAACUUGGACUUGGGCAGCACUAUUGGACCGUCUCUGUUCUCAAGGGAGUCUUGAUCCUCAAGUUCUAUUAUGCUGUUCAGAUGUUUUACAUCAUUGUCCAAGUAACUGCUAAGAUGUCUCUCUUGCUCCUCUACGUCCGCGUAUUUCCACGAACACGUACAGCUUUGUGGAGCAAGCUUGGAAUAGUCUUCCUGAUAUUUCACGGAACGGUUUAUCUCUUUCUCGUCAUUUUCCAGUGCACGCCAAUUGCUUUUAUCUGGGAUCGGUCUCUCACCGGCAAAUGUCUCAACCUGAAUGUCAUUGGAUAUAGCGGUGCUGUCGCAAGCAUUCUGGAAGACUUCUUCAUCUUGGUACUACCAGUUGCCGAGAUUAGAAGCCUUCAACUGGGGAAGGGCAAGAAGUGGAACCUCUUUCUCAUGUUUUCUAUAGGCUCUUUCGCUUGCGUUACUAGUAUCGUCCGCCUCAAGUUUUUAUCGGACUUCGCCAACUCUUUCGACGCAACCUGGGACCAAACAGAUGUUGUCAAAUGGUCUUUAAUCGAGGAAUUCGUUGCAGUGCUUUGCGCCUGCAUCCCUUCCCUUCGAGCGUUCAUCGUCCAGACAUUCCGAACGAUCAACUCUUCCGUCCGUACGAUGACCAAGAGUAAGAAUGCAAGUCAGCUGCGAAGUGGGGCACAGAGGCUGGAUGACCACGAUGAAACCAAUUCAUACCCUUUGUACAAUGUCACCAAAACCGUCGGUGUCAAUGUUGAAGAGAAGGGCGAUGGUUUGCGGCGGCAAGGCAGCACAACCGCAAUAUAUGCAUUGACUGAGGACAGAAAAUGA